Moesziomyces antarcticus is the source of this 807-nucleotide messenger RNA. RefSeq lists its product as uncharacterized. The record is from RefSeq and is a predicted model, not a curated record. The transcript has a single exon. The coding region runs from base 1 to 807 and encodes 268 amino acids. NCBI's taxonomy places the organism in Eukaryota, Fungi, Basidiomycota, Ustilaginomycetes, Ustilaginales, Ustilaginaceae.
AUGGCUUCGGCGCCACGGGUCAUCUUCCGAGGCCCGCCGGGCAUGAGGAAGGCGAUUUACUAUUUCAUCGGAUCGGUCUUCACCGGAGCUGGAUCCUACCAGGGCUAUCUGUUGACGCAGCAUCUCAGCUGGCCUCUGUUCUCGCGCGACGUGGAAAACACCAAGCUGGCGCCGCCGAUGCUCAGAUAUGCGACCGGCGGCGGUAUCGGCCUCACGGCCGGGGCGCUCGGAAUGUUCUUCUUCUGGACGCCUACGAGGCUCGCCACGCGCGUCACGCUGUAUCCUGCGAUCCGCCAGGUCGGUAUUCGCACCGCCGCCAGGCCGUUUCACAGCUUCUUGCCCACCUCGAUGCGUUCAAAGAAAAGCGCCCCGCUCAACCCCAAGGAUCCUUGCGAACGGCUUCACACCCUCAGUGCCCUCUAUCGCCGAGACAGGACCUCGGCGGUGGAGAUUGAACAGUACGCUCAAGGCAAGGGCAUCCGCGUCGUCUCUGCGACUUCGGGUAAGCGACAAAAGGUGCCCUCGUCCAUCUUGCUCGGCGAGGAUGCGUCGUUCGGAUACCAGCUCGAGGCGUCCCCGACACCGAUGUUCGAUACCAAGGCGAAAAACCUGUACAGGCAGUACUGGUCGCGCUUCCGGCUCGGCCUUCGAGGCGAUACCGACUGGUCCAAGGUUGCUGGAGGCCAUGCUCUCAGCGAUGCGGAACUCACUGCGCGACAGCAACUCCAUCCCAAGGAUCCGUGGUUCCUCGACCGUCGCAACUUCGAUAGACUCUUCCCCGUGCGCAGCUACAAAUCCGAAAAGUAA